Molecule: messenger RNA, 4409 nt
Organism: Sinocyclocheilus grahami
Lineage: Eukaryota; Metazoa; Chordata; Actinopteri; Cypriniformes; Cyprinidae
Product: nuclear factor interleukin-3-regulated protein-like
Exons: 2
Coding region: 913-2565 (550 amino acids)
Biological process (GO): regulation of DNA-templated transcription; circadian rhythm
Cellular component (GO): nucleus
Molecular function (GO): DNA-binding transcription factor activity; DNA binding
Source: RefSeq, a predicted model, not a curated record
UUAUGCAACCGCUGACCUACUAACAUACAUUUCUAAACAGAAGCAGCUAGCGGCAGGAUACUGGAGCGCCUCGCCAACACAACACAACACAAGGAGCCAGGGCAAAAACACACGGGCUGCGGAACCCAUGCGUACUGGACACGGCGUGUAGUGUGUGUGGAUCACUUCGCCUUUUUAUUCAAGCCACCGAGGCUGAUACAAAGAGACUAAUUAUAGUCGUCGGGCGACUGAAGAUAUUUUAGAUACAAGCACAAAAGCCACAAACGCCUUUCAUCGAACAGCCAGCUGGAGACUUUGGGAGCAGCAGCACCCCUCCCCAAGAGGCUGGCAAGCUGGGGCAGACCGAGUGACCUAUAUCCUCCAACACGCCCAAGGCACUGGGACACAUCUCUGUCGGCUUGAUAGAGCCGUUACAUAAAGGAAUAAAAGUGAAAACAAAGAAAAGGGGUCAGAAUCCUUUAAACAAAUUUGGUCACAUUUUCUGUACUUCAGGACUUUAUUGCCCCUCUUUCAUUCCCCGGUUUGGCUUUGACAGACAUUGUGCGCAAGACAGCCAGAAGAGUUUACUCAUUGAGGAAUUCUUCGGGUUUGUUAAAAGCAGGAGACUCAUAAAGAGGUGCAACUGUUCUUGCUCUUCUUAGCCGACCUGGACACUUGAUCAUCUAGGGAUAUUUGCUUGAGCUUCACAUCAGCAAAAUCAAUGAGGUUCAGUUUUCCAGAAACUAAAAUAUCUCAUAAAGUAUUUGCUGAUCCAGCUACUUAGUUGAAGAUUCUCCAGUCCACUGUUUGUUGGGAUAUCCUACAGGAAUUCCCGUAGCCACCUUUACACCCUUUAAUCCAUCCCUGUUUCUUCAUUUAUUUCCAUUACCAGUGGUGAAGCCAAUGUCCCAAACUGGCUCCCAUUGAGGAACAAUGGAAAGUUUGAGCUUACAAAUCUCAACAAAUUCCAGUGCAAGCAAAACCUUAAAGAACACAGAAAGCAUUCUGGACUACAGUGAUCUUGUCCAUUCACCUCAAAGCAACAUUCGCCAGAGCCGCCUUCUCAAACCAAAGCCAAACAUGAGCUGUCGACGUAAGCGUGAGUUCAUUUCAGAUGAGAAAAAGGAUGCAUCCUACUGGGAAAAGCGACGCAAGAACAACGAGGCAGCAAAGCGUUCCCGGGAGAAACGACGCUUUAAUGACAUGAUCCUAGAGAACAGAGUUAUGGCGCUGAAUGAUGAGAAUGUACGCCUGAAAACUGAGCUUUUACAGCUUAAGCUCAGGUUUGGUCUGAUAAGUACAGCCUCCUACAUGGAAAAGAGUCAGCAGAUUGGUGGAGCAGUCAAUGGAACUUCUGGGGGAAACUCAACACCUUCCUCUACCACCAGUCUCUUCUACCCUAAUGAUUACUCCAGUGUUUCUCAGAUGAUGAUAAACUCUGAUUCUUCUGAAACGGAGCAGUCUGUUCGAGGGGAUGGGCAUGGGAAAUUGGCAAAGUACUCCCCGCGAGGUUCCCUGUCUGAUAUGUCUGAUGACUCCUCUCGGGACAGCCCAGAGCCAUUGGUGUAUGACAUCAAGCAGGAAGGGAUGGGUCUGGAUAUGGACAUUGUCAAUAGCACUACCAGACAGUUCAUGUUAAACAUUCAUUCUAGAUUGCCUGCAGUAUUUCACCAGCACACUUUUGAAGGUUAUUCAGCCAACCAACAGAAGCAACGACGCCACGAGACCACUGCAAGUCCAGUCAUCCCACAAUCCGCUCAAAGAAGUGUUAUCCUAUACCGUUCAAGCAGUGCCUCGUAUCCUGUGGAAACUCAGGAAAUGAUUCCUAAAGAACAGCAGAACCUCACUCAGCCUACAGAGGGACCAACUGGAAGUCCCAAAAGCUUGGCAGAGGUGUCUAAACGGCUAGAGAGAAAAACUUUGGACUCUCCACCUUAUGACUACCCAGAUGGGGAAGCAGCCGAAAGGCAAGCUUACAUUGCUCAGCGACAGACCCCCAGGGUUGAUGCUGCUGCCCCAGAUCUUCUAAUGAGACCAGAGGAGGGAGAUGAAACACAGAUGUACCACUGUUCUAAUGGCACCCUGGAGAAUGACGAUCCACCAGUGCUGACCUACGAAGGAAGCUUGAGACACGAAGAGUACUACGAGGCUCACUCAGGAAAGGACACUUCCUCAAGUGACGGGGAUCCCCGCAGCUCUGAUAAAGAGGGCUCCACCGAUGAUGAGUCUCCCUCUUCAUCUUGCUCCGAUACAGGCAGCUACCACCCUCACAUAUUCGUGACCCAGAGCUCCUUCUCUCCAAGCCAAUGCAAAGACGGCCAAGCAGAAAUCAAAGGCACUGCCCUACCCCACAAAUUGAGACUCAAGCACAGAGCUCAGAGCAACGGCAGAGCAUCAUUUCAAGACUCGCCAACGACGCCACCUGCUAACUUCCAGCCAUUACCUCAGCAUCCUUACCUGGCCUUGUCUCAACCUGGCGGCCAGUCGAGUCCAGGGUUUUGCAAGCAGGACACCUCGGCUGGAAGCAUUGAAUGUGGGAAGAAGGAAUCCAGUAUGCGUAACAGUCGCAACAAGAGACAUGACUGAACGUAAAACUGUGGGACUCACUUGGGUCUUGAUAUAAAGCCCCAAGAGACUUUUUAUAAGCCCAUCUUGAGGUCCUACCUUGAUCUUGUACCCUUCACCCAUUCCCUGUGCAAAUGCCAAGGGAUAAGAGAAGUGGAUAUCGUCAGGACUGCUGCAUUGUAUUUGCAUUGUACUAUAAUGUAUAUACUUAACUUUUGUUUGUUUAACCUCCUCUUAAGGUUACAGCAGCACUUUUAUAACAGAAUGAAAUCGGAUGACAUGCUGUUGAUCACACUUACCCAUAGUUCCCAUGCUGCAACAAGAUGUCAAAGUGUAUAUUCAAUUCAAAAGCAAUAUCUACCAUAUGUGAGGCAUGGUAAUGGAUUCAUAUUUGUAAAUAGGCAACUUCAAGUGCCCCUUUUUUAGUUUUUGGCCACACCUUAACAACAGAACAUUUGCAUGUGGCUAUGCACCACAUUUAAACAUACCAAACACCAGAAGAUUCAGGGAAUAUUUCCCUUGACCAAAGAAACAUGGCUUUAAGUUCAUACCUCUCUCUGCUCCCUACCUCUAUCUGCUUUUCUAACUAGUGCUCCCCAUCACUUUUCCCACAUUAAACAGCCUAGCUCCUUGAUCAGGCACUUGGUUUGUGUGUAUAAAAUGUGAUAUAAAUAUUAUAUAUGAAUAUAUUUUAAGAAGAAAACAAAAAAGUUUACAUGAAAAAAAAAUAGGGAGUUAUGUGUCUAAUGAUUUGGUCCUUGUCAAAAAUACUGUACAAUAUCAGUGUGUUUGUUGUUUGAGAUGCCACUUAAUAUAAACUUUUUUUUUUACUUUAACAAUUUGCAAUUAAAUAUUUUUUUAGAAGCUGUCAUUUUAUAGGAAAAUUGUCAAAAUGCCCCAAAGCCUUUACAGAUACAUUAGCGGGUUGAUGUAAGCUUCAUGUCAUAGAUACUAAAAUGUGUUCUCAUUGCAGUUAGAACUCAUUGUCUGGUCUUGAAACACUACUUGGCGUUUAGCCUAAAAUGUCUUUUUCAGAUAAUGUUUAAAAUUUUAAACCUACCCUAAAAGUACAUAUCUAGCUUCCCUUUUAUGUAGCCUCCAUGUUUAUAGUUUUUCUUACAAAAUGACUCUCUCUUCCUCUCUGGUUAUGAAUGUGAAAGGAAUGUUUUGCUCUUAUUAGCAUGGGGUUUACAGGAAAGCUCCACCCUGCUUACAUCAGUAUAAAUGGAUGAUAACUAGCAUAGUGUCCGUUUGCCCUUGAGGCCCCUAGUUAAGUGAUUCAGCUAGCUGAUGCUGCAGUUUUUUCAAUCUUUAACUGGUUGGCUGACUCCUCGCUAGUCAGCCGCUACUCUGCAUAUGUUUCCCUGCUAAAAUGAGGUUUAAUCAAAGUUGCAGGUUUUCUUGUUUGUUUGUUUUUAACUUUUCAAAGAAUGCUUGUAAAUUUACUCACAACCCCCCUUUUGUAUUUAAAAAAAUAAAUCUACAUGUCACGUUAACUUAUGGCACUUGUGUAUAAAUGUAAAAUAUUUUUACACUGUAUUGUGAACUGUUUUGGGGGCCAAGUGUUGUCCUGUUUAUCACUAGCUGCAUCUUUACUUCCAGUUUACUGUGAUUUCAAAAUUGCUCACCACAAUGUCACCUAUCCUCUUUCGUCCUUUCAGUGUGUUUUAAACUGAGUGAUGUUUGAUGUUUUUAUUUUCUUAUGGUUUUAUCAAAAUAAAAGUGGAAAAAAACAAACAACAAGCAAGGCUUGUUUGGUGUUAUUGAGUAGACCGUGGCACUGCUGUUCUGUUGCUCUGUUUUGAAAUAGAUGCAUAUUGUAAAAAACACUAUUCAGUGCUAGGUUUGGGUGCAUUUCAAAAAUU